Molecule: messenger RNA, 1278 nt
Organism: Linnemannia hyalina
Lineage: Eukaryota; Fungi; Mortierellomycota; Mortierellomycetes; Mortierellales; Mortierellaceae
Source: the annotation of a GenBank genome assembly
AUGGCCGCUCGUCUGACACAAAUCGCAUCCCACCUCGCCAGACAGCCUAUCGCUGCCACAACAGCUGCGGCAACUGCGACUGCGCUCGCGACCAAGAUUGGAAUCAAGUCGCCCGACGAUGUUGUCAUUAUCGAUGCUGUCCGUACCCCAUUGACACGCGGCAAGAAAGGAGGCUUCAAAGAUACCGUGCCCGAGGAUCUCCUGGCAGCGGUCCUGAUCGCGAUCAAAGACCGCACAAAGAUCGACCCCUCCAUCGUUGACGACAUUUGUGUCGGCACCGUUCUCCAAGCCUCCGGCGGCUCAACCGUCUCCCGCCAGGCGGCUCUCUAUGCAGGUUACCCUGAAAAGACUUCCAUCUACACCACCAACCGCCAAUGCUCCUCCGGUCUUCAGGCGGUUGUCAACAUUGCGGCGCAUAUCCAGGCGGGGUUGAUUGAUGUUGGAAUCGGUGCAGGAGUGGAGAGUAUGACGAUGGGGUAUGGACCUUCGGCGAUGGCGCCCCGGACUUCGGAGAUUAUCCCGGCGGCGAGUCAGGCUGCUGCUGAUUGUAACUUGCCUAUGGGAAUCACUUCAGAGAACGUAGCAAGCGACUAUAACAUCGACCGCAAGCGCCAAGACGCAUUCUCAGCCCGUUCCUUCCAAAAGGCCGCAAAGGCUCAAAAGGAAGGAAAAUUUGACAGCGAAAUCAUCCCCGUCCAGACCACGAUCCUCGACGCCGACGGCAAACCCCAGUCCAUCACCGUCGCCCACGAUGAUGGCGUCCGAGAUGGUGUCACGGAAGAGUCUCUCUCAAAGCUAAAGCCAGCGUUUGGAGGGCUCACGACAGCGGGGACUGCGUCCCAGGUCUCGGAUGGCGCCGCGGCGGUGCUGUUGAUGAAACGCAAGACUGCUCAGCGUUUGGGGUUGCCAAUCUUGGGCAAGUAUGUCGCCUCAGCUGUUCAGGGCGUGCCUCCCAGAAUUAUGGGAGUUGGCCCAGCGGUUGCUAUCCCAGCGGUCUGUGAAAAGGCUGGUGUGGCGAUUCAAGACAUUGAUGUGUUUGAGCUCAAUGAGGCCUUUGCUUCUCAGGCCGUCUAUGUCAUCGAAACCUUGGGUCUGGACGAGAAUAAGAUCAACCUGAACGGCGGCGCCAUCGCCAUCGGACACCCUCUGGGAUGCACUGGUGCACGUCAGAUUGCGACGCUCUUUCCGAUUUUGAAGAGCCAGAACAAGAGACUUGGAUUGACGACCAUGUGUAUCGGCUCUGGCAUGGGCAUGGCUGCCAUCUUUGAGCGCGAGUAA